Messenger RNA from Necator americanus (New World hookworm), 2208 nucleotides. RefSeq lists its product as uncharacterized. Lineage: Eukaryota; Metazoa; Nematoda; Chromadorea; Rhabditida; Ancylostomatidae. Gene Ontology annotation, molecular function: potassium ion leak channel activity; outward rectifier potassium channel activity. The coding region runs from base 1 to 2208 and encodes 735 amino acids. Gene Ontology annotation, cellular component: plasma membrane. The transcript is spliced from 21 exons. The record is from RefSeq and is a predicted model, not a curated record. Gene Ontology annotation, biological process: potassium ion transmembrane transport; stabilization of membrane potential.
AUGGUUGCUCGCCUACCAGAAGCAUUUUCCACCAUGAAUUCGUUACCGCAGCAGGCAUAUGACGGCGUUACCAUCCCGUCACUCUUUCAAGUCGACAUCGUUCGGUUCUCAUCAAUCGUAAUGAGGGAUGAAAUACGUUCAUGCUGCCUACGAACCACUACCUUCAUCAAAAAGGCAACUGCAUUCAUCGUCACACAUGUCGGUCUAUGCUUCAUGGUGGCCGUGUACGCGGUGGUUGGCGCUUUUAUGUUCCAAGCGAUCGAAUACCCGAAGGAGUUGGAGUUCCAAGGGCAUAUCAGGAAUGACACGUGGAAUGUUGUCCACGAAUUGUACGAUUUUAUCAACAACAGCACAGUGAUCGAAGAGGCCGAAGUAAAGACGAAAGCUCAUCAUUUGCUCAAACACUACGAGAAAUUGCUCGUAGAAGCUGUUAAUUUCGAAGGUUAUGACGAACAUGACGAUCUUCGCCCGACUUAUCAAUGGACAUUUUCCGGUGCACUACUUUAUUCCAUUACUGUUUUUACAACUAUAGGAUACGGUCAUAUUUGCCCAAAAACAGACACUGGUCGCUUAAUGACGAUAUUUUAUGCGAUGGUCGGGAUUCCUCUGAUGUUGUUGUGCCUUGCAAAUAUUGCCGAAACUCUUGCGCAGAUCUUCACCUAUAUUUAUUUCAAACUAUGCUGUGCAUAUUGUCGAUGGCAGCGGAAUCGUCGGCGAAUCCGGCGAGCGGCGCUGUCGUUCCGAUAUCACCCAAACGCAGCUGUCAAUAACGUGAGACGAGCCCAAUCGUCGAGGUCAACGCAACGCUACAACAAUGUCCGACGACAUCCGUCGUUGAACCGAGGGCGAGGUCGCUAUGCAGAUACGAAAAGUGUACGAAGUUUCGGCAGGAAUCAAGAAGGCAAUAGACACGAAACUCAACGCUACGACACGAUUAGUCUUCCGGGUCGGCGAAAAAUCAGCCAUACGCGUAGUCCCAAUGGGACCAUCACAAGAAACACGUUUGCGAAAAAUGGUCGAUAUCAUUUACAAAAAUCAAAUACGGCAAUGAAUAUCGAGCAGUUCAAUAUGCACGAUUUGGAUGACAAACGACAUCGCCGGCGAAAACAUCGAACUGCCGCAUCAGAAAGCCCAGCUCGGGACUAUAAAGGUGGUAUACACGUACGAGCACAUCAUGAUGACGGGACGACGGAGAUGAAGGUCUACUCCGCAUCGUCAUUCCACGACGUUCCACAUGAAAGGAGGAGGCGAAAACCGGAUGAGGGCACUUCUAAUGUUCCAAAUGUUGUUAUCUCUCGAACCAGAGACGAUGAAGUCAAAGCUGCCAGUGAUGUGGAGAGAACAGAGGAGACUAGUAUACAGUUGUCAUUUUCUGAUGAUGAUGACAUUGAUCGCAAACCAUCAACUCGUGACCCAAAUGACAUGGCACGUGAUCUUGUCCGUGAUAUGAGUCGAGAAGUACGUGAUCAUGGCUACCAUGUAUCUGCGAAGCAGUCAAGCAUGGACAGUUCAAUGUCGCGAAGGGUUCGCGAAUUCGACGGUCGCUCUUACAGGUCGGACAGAUCAGAGCGAUCGGACGAGAUGUCGUUGCAUUCGAUGAGGCGACAGGGUUACGGUCACUCGAAGGAAAAAAUGCCAGUCAGCGUUGGUAUCUGCAUUGUAUUCGCUUUUAUCUCAGGAGGAGCAGUACUAUUCAGCUGGUGGGAAGGUUGGAAUCCAUUCGAUGGCGCCUAUUAUUGUUUCAUCACCUUAAGCACGAUAGGAUUUGGAGACAUUGUUCCCGGUCAGGCAUUGGAUGAAGGCUCACAAGAAAAGCUAGUCGUUUGUGCACUUUACUUACUCUUCGGGAUGGCUCUCAUUGCAAUGUGUUUCAAACUGAUGCAGGAUGAUGUUGUGCAGAAAGCGCGAUGGCUAGGACAAAAAAUUGGCAUUCUAGCUCGUCCCAUGGAAUUGAGCGAGAUGAUUGCUCGCCACGCUUAUUUCAUUUUUGGAGCGGCUGGCUCUGUAACCGGAGGUUGUAGUGUACGGGAGGAUUCUUCGGAUUCCGAGUCCGAAAUUGACGACGAUAUGAUCGAGGAGGAUGACGAGGAUAUAAGUGAGGAACGAACAGACCAGGACAAACGUACAAUAUCGUCUGGAUCGUCGAAACGAGACGAUGAUAUUGCCCUUCACCCUUCGUCAUAUCGAAAACACAAGUACCGGCGAUAA